GCAUUCGCCGGAGCGAGCUGGAGCGACGGGUCCCUUGGAGACACCUCUCUCCAUGGCAACCUAAUCGCUUCCUGUGAAGAUCCCGAAAUAACCGACGAGACGGGGGAGCGGAGCGGAGCCGAGCGGAGCGGAGCGGGCAGCGGCGGCGGGGAGGCGGCGGGCGCCGGGGGGCAGCCAGGGCUCAGCCUCAUCAAACCUUCCUCCUCCUCCUCCUCCUCUCCUUCCUUCGUCCUGGCCAUGAGAGGCACCGGCAGCAGCAGCUGUGCUCCCCCAGCCCCCUGCUCCGCCGCCCCAGCUGCACCCCACUCGUCUCCCCGCAAGUGAAGAAGAUGAGACUGGAUCCUUGCUGAGCGAAGACGCUGUUGCAUCUGAGAUGGAGCCCAGUGCCUGCAGGAUGCCUCCAUUCUUCUCCUGCGUCCACUCCCUGCAGCUUUGGCAUCUCCUCCUCCUGGUCUCAGCCGUCCCUCCUCCUGGCGUCUGGUCUCUUCGCUCCCGGGGGCCGGCGGCCACUCGGCCUCUUUGCUCCCGUCGGAACCCCUCGGCCCCACGGCCCAUUUGUAUCUGGGACAGGACCUCGCUGCCAGAGAGGGAUUCUCGCUUUGUCCUGCCGCGCCAGCGGGCCCUGCCACCCCGGGGGGGAGAGCUGCGGCAUGUCGUGCGGCUGAGGCGCCAGGCGGCGGGGGCCCGUCCCGCCACCCCCUCCGGAUUUGAGGACGGCAUGCCCUCCUCCCAGUACCCCUGGGCCAUCGUGUGGGGUCCAACAGUGUCAGAUGAGGACGGAGGGGACACCAACUCGGCCAACCCAGGCUUCCCACCGCUUGGAUACACCUUUGUCUCGCCACACGGGAUGGCAACGGCGCAGCCCAACUCCCACUCGCUCCUGCACAACGCGGGGCUCAACCUGCGUGAGACCCCAGCCACCCUGCGGCCCUUCUUGUUUGGGCCCCGGGGGGAAGGUGUGGACCCCCAGCUGUACGUCACCAUCACCAUCUCCAUCAUCAUUGUCCUGGUCGCCACUGGGAUCAUAUUCAAGUUCUGCUGGGACCGCAAUCAGAAACGCCGGCGUCACUCGGGGCAGCAGAGCAGUGGGAGGCAGCAGGAGAGCCAGCAGCCCCUCACGGACCUCUCCCCCACCACCGUCAGCAUCCUGGGGCCCUAUGGUGACUCCUUGGCCCCCACGCCCGAGGCAGAGGAGUCCAGGCAGGGCCAGGAGGGCGCGGAGAAACUGGGGGGCCACGGGAAGAGCACAGCCUUCCAGCUCAACCGAAUCCCACUGGUGAACCUGUGACGCUCACGGGAGAAGCAGAGCUGGCUCCCCCCACCCUCCUGUCACAGCCGGCGAGCACAGACUCCUGCCGCCUCUGCUACCCCAGGAAAAAAUGACCUCCUUGUGCCACGGCCCACCACCACCAUUAUUAACUAACUCCACCAGGAUGUGCCUGGGCAAAUGGACAGGCUGGGCCUCCUUGGCCUCCUGCUGGGGGAAGAUUGGGGACACUCCCACCCUGCCCACACAGGACAGGGUGAUGAGAGAGCAGAAUGGUGGGAGGGAAGACAGCUGGUGGUGGUGUGAAAUCUUGGCCUCCCCAGACCCUCUCCUAGCACACAUGCAGACACACACGCAGACACACACUUGGACCUCCAUGACUCUCUCACCAGUGCAUGCCUGACAUCGGGGGUAGGCGAGGUGGAAAGGCGUACCCCUGUCCCCGUGGGCCCUAACCUCUCUUUGUGUCCCUUCCCAUGUCGUGUGCUUUGAAGUGAACGUCUGGACUUCAGUGGCUGCAGGAUUGCCUGCCGAGGCUCGGUCUCCCCUGGGCCAGGACUCAAGUGAUGGCAAGUUCUUCUGUUCCCAAGGCCUUGGCCCUCCCACGGGUCCCAAGGGUGGGUGAAGCUUGGGCAGUAGAGGCUCACACACCACUUGGCCCCCCUCAGCAACCCAUUUCCUUGAAGGAAACAUCACCUCCCCCUUAGAUGGAAGAUACAUCUUUCCAUUUUCUUUCUGCUUAACACUCCUCUGUUUUUUCUGUUCAGCUUGUAUCUUUCUUCAUCUCUCCAUCCCCAAUUUUUUUCUCUCAGUUCCUCCUCCUGCCACUUCUUGCCAGUUAAAGUUGGAAAAGGUUCCUUUAGCUUUCCAAAUGUUUUGAUCUCUUGGAAGCCUCCUUGCUGUCCCCCUCCACCCCUUCAGUCUCCUUCAGCAAGGAUUUUCUGAAGAACAUCAGUCUAGGGUGAUGUUCUUCAUAAAAUCUGAGGCGAAGCCCUCUGCCCAUCAUGUUAUUUAGCAAGCAUCCUGUACACUGGGAUACUGCCGAAUCAGCUAAAGCAUGGCAUGCAGGUAUAGCUGGGCAUGAGGAACUUGAGUUUUGCUGGGCUGAGGUAGGGAAUAGCUUUCAGACACUCAUGCCACAGGCCACAAGCAGCAGAUGUGACUCUCUGUGCCUGGGAUGACAAAAAGCAAUUUAAAGUUGACCUUGGGAACAUUUGGAGGGUUGCUGUGUACUGCUGGUAGGCGUCCUCCCGGAAUGCAAGGUGACUGGAGACCUGCGAGGCAACGCUCACCAAGGGCACAAGAGAGGGGAUAUGUGGGGUGCCAGUCUUCAUAAGUGUAUUGCCCCAGCUGGUUGGGGACUGAAACCAAUGGCACAGGUAUCAGUGCAAACCGGUUGCCUGAGCAUGUGCUUUGGGGCUGUGCUGGUCUGUAGGGCAGGCAGUCACAUUGUCAGUUACUUGUGUGAGCAAGAUCAGUGCGUCUCAACCUCUUCCUAUGCACGGAUCCAUGGGUGUCACUUUGAGGAAGUGUGAAAUGGCAAAUUUCAGCUUAAUGACAAUAGUUGCUCUCCCUUGGCUUUUGUGGACACCUUCAAAGUAAUUCACAGACCUCACAUUGACAGUCACUGAGCUGAAAAGAUGCAGAUUUAGGUAAGGUUGCCCCUAUACUGUACAAACACCUUCAGCUGCUGGACUGAUGUGGUCAGAGAUAGGAAACUCACCCACUAUUUGAAGGCCCUAAUCUACCAUACAAGGUCUCUGACAAAAGUCAUCUUGGAGAAAAGGAAAUGGCCCUUUCAUCCUUUAUCUCAGCAGUAAAAGCUUAUUCUUUGUAGGACAAAGCACAGGGAAUUUUAUAAGAGGCCUGGUUCUGCCCAUUUACCCAGCUGAACUAUUAGGUGAUCUCUAGUCCCAUCUGACUCACGGUGAAGGACAUUUAAAUGAGAGUGUAAAUUGCAAUAAGCUUCACAAAAAACAGUAGAGAUUUGGAGAAAAUGACAGGUCAAAUAAAAUUACUAGCUUAUUAAAAGCACAGAAUGGCUGAAAGGUGUAGGUGGAAAAGGACUCUGGAGGUCUCUAGUCUAAGUACAGGGGAUUAUAGCAGGGGAUAUUAUUACUUUACCCUAGAUCGAUCUAUUACUGAGCCUUUUCCUUAUUCAGGCUUCAUUCAAGGCUUUGGUGGACAUUCAAGCUGGAGAUGGACAGGACAGAGAAGGGGGCAGAUGGCUGUUCCUGCCCGCUGCCCCGCUCACCACAGCCCCGCCGGCUGAGGGGCUGUUCCCCCUCUCUCUGGCACAUCGGCGCUGGAGAAGGCCAUCUGCGUGCAGUCUGUAAGAGGCUGCACUGCUUAUUGCUGGCAGUUUACAAUAUAAUGCCUUGAACUGGUUUAAGUAAUCUUCCAGACCAGAUUAAUUAGAUUGCUCUUUGAUCAAUAGCGCUUGUUGAAACAAGGCCAGAGUUUAGACUCUACCACUUCAAGGGCUGUCCUUGGACUUUCCCUUUCCACACGCUGCAUGGAGAGAAAGUCUGUAAGAAAGUGGCAGGGCACCGCAGGAGGCGUAGUGAAAACAUUUUCCAACACUUGAUGCAGGGAAGCCCUGCGCUCUGCUGGCCAGGCUUUUGUAAACUCUACAAACAAAUCAGAUUUCAGUGGUUUGGGUUUUUUUCCCCUCUUUAAUGUGUCUCUGUUUUUGUUAAAAGUAUCUCCAGGGAACAAAUCCUUUCAUGGAUGCUGUAGUAAGGAGGAAGCUGAGGAAUGCAGUAGAGAAAACUCUUACAAUGACAGAAGCUUGGAUAUGCUGAACAUCUUUUCCAAGAUCAAUUUUUCUAGCCAUAUAUGUUUUCAUGACAGUCAUUCACUCUCUCACACAAAACAGGUUAGAUAUGGGAAACAAAUUCAUUGUCCUGCCCAAACUUUCAUUGCUACAUCUUGUCCCUGGAACAUUCAAAGCACGUGUGGACACACAAGCUUCUUCCAGUCAAUAAAUAAUCUCACUGGA
Messenger RNA from Grus americana (Whooping crane), 4268 nucleotides. It is a transcript of the gene PIANP, whose product is annotated as PILR alpha associated neural protein. The transcript has 7 exons. The record is from RefSeq and is a predicted model, not a curated record. Gene Ontology annotation, cellular component: membrane. The coding region runs from base 374 to 1288 and encodes 304 amino acids. Gene Ontology annotation, biological process: regulation of immune response. NCBI's taxonomy places the organism in Eukaryota, Metazoa, Chordata, Aves, Gruiformes, Gruidae.